UUUCACACGAGCCGCUCGCGUGCAGGGCGGGAUAUAAAUGCGCGCCACACGCAGCGCCGCCGACACACGCACGCACGGACGCGCACGGACACGCACCAGCACGCACCAGCACGCUUGCAGCCGCACGUCCGCUCGGGGAGGAUUCCAACUUUGCCGGAUUUGCUUGUCGGACCUUCGCGGGAACUUAUUUGCUGUGUGCUGCGGACUUCAGCGCCGGCCCGCGUCACGCCGACAUCGGACAUGCCUGCCGACGUCAUGGAGAAAAGCUCCGCGUCUCCCGUCGCUGCCACGCCGGCCAGCAUCAACUCCACCCCGGAUAAACCCAAGACCGCCUCGGAGCACAGAAAGUCGUCCAAGCCCAUCAUGGAGAAGCGUCGCCGGGCGCGGAUCAACGAGAGUCUGGGUCACCUGAAGACGCUGAUCUUGGACGCGCUGAAGAAAGACAGCUCCAGACACUCCAAACUGGAGAAGGCGGACAUCUUGGAGAUGACGGUCAAACACCUGCGGAACCUGCAGAGAGCCCAGAUGACAGCCGCCCUCAACACGGACCCCGGCGUGCUGGGCAAGUACCGGGCGGGCUUCAGCGAGUGUACCAACGAGGUGACCCGCUUCCUGUCCACCUGCGAGGGCGUCAACACGGAGGUGAGGACGCGGCUGCUGGGUCACCUGUCCAACUGCAUGACGCAGAUCAACGCCUUCUCCGGCCAGCACCCGCCGCCGCCGCCGCCGCCGUCCUCGGCCGGGCCCACACACCCCGCCUUCAGCCAGGCGCUGGUGCAGAUGCCUCCGGCGCAGGUGCUGCCCAUGGGCGCCGUGCCCUGCAAAGGAGCCUCGUCGCCCGCCGGCCCGACUGCCUCGGACGCCGCCAAAGUCUACGGCGGCUUCCAGAUCCUUCCCGCCGGCGACGGACAGUUUGCCUUCCUCAUCCCCAACGCCGGCUUCGCGCCCAGCGGCGCCGUCAUCCCGGUCUACGCCGGCACCGCGGGCUCCGUGCCGGCCGCCGUCUCGCCCGGAGCCCCGUCGGGGAACUCAGACUCGGUGUGGCGGCCUUGGUGAAGGACAGGACUUCCUUGGCAGUUUUCCGGAUAUUUCUACACGUUCAUAUUGAAACUUUUGUUUGAUGCCAAAGAUGUGCUCUUCGUUUUGGAAGACAAUCAUUUCUUACCUUCUCUCACUUCCUGGCAGCAAAUGACGUCAUCCCAAUAAAUGACGUCAUCUCAAUAAAUGACGUCAUCCCAAUAAAUGACACCACUUCUUGCUAAAAGACUCCUUUUCGUCAUUUCCAGUCAGGUGUUUUCCUGCUCGUUAGCAUGUCAUCAAUUUGUAGAAGUCACACUUUCUCAAUGAAAAGGAGAAGAUUAAGAAUUGUUAAUAACGAGAACAUAAAGAAUUGUUGACA
Nerophis ophidion (straightnose pipefish) is the source of this 1399-nucleotide messenger RNA. It is a transcript of the gene hes1, whose product is annotated as hairy-related 6. Gene Ontology annotation, cellular component: nucleus. The coding region runs from base 241 to 1056 and encodes 271 amino acids. The transcript is spliced from 4 exons. NCBI's taxonomy places the organism in Eukaryota, Metazoa, Chordata, Actinopteri, Syngnathiformes, Syngnathidae. The record is from RefSeq and is a predicted model, not a curated record. Gene Ontology annotation, biological process: Notch signaling pathway; anterior/posterior pattern specification; negative regulation of neuron differentiation. Gene Ontology annotation, molecular function: RNA polymerase II cis-regulatory region sequence-specific DNA binding; DNA-binding transcription factor activity, RNA polymerase II-specific; protein dimerization activity.